Quercus lobata is the source of this 840-nucleotide messenger RNA. RefSeq lists its product as uncharacterized. Lineage: Eukaryota; Viridiplantae; Streptophyta; Magnoliopsida; Fagales; Fagaceae. The transcript has 2 exons. Gene Ontology annotation, biological process: DNA integration. Gene Ontology annotation, molecular function: nucleic acid binding. The coding region runs from base 1 to 840 and encodes 279 amino acids. The record is from RefSeq and is a predicted model, not a curated record.
AUGGACCCUAUCGUUCUGUACUUAAAGCAUGACACCUUACCGGAUGAUAAGGUUGAGGCUGGCAAAAUCAGGAGAAAAGCUACUCGAUUCUGGCUGUCGGAGGACUCCAAGCUUUACAGACGCUCGUUCUCAGGGCCAUAUUUGCUGUGUGUGCACCCAGAGGCUGCAGAACUCAUCCUGGAAGAGUUGCACGAAGGAAUUUGUGGAAGUCACACGGGGGGUAGGUCUUUGUCUCACAGAGCCUUAACUCUCGGUUAUUGGUGGCCGAGCAUGCAUAAGGAAGCCCUGGAUUAUGUGAAGAAGUGCGACCAAUGCCAGAGAUUCGCUCCGAGCAUACACCAGCCUGGCGGAGAGCUGAACCCAUUGUCCAGUCCCUGGCCAUUUGUGCAAUGGGGCCUAGAUAUACUUGGUCCAAUCCCAAGGUUCGGUACCCCGCACACCCUGGUGUCGGACAACGGGCUCCAGUUUGACAGCAAAGCCUUCAGAAGGUACUGCAGUGAGCUAGGUAUAGUUAACCGGUACUCCACGCCAGCUUACCCUCAGAGUAAUGGACAAGCGGAAGCUGUCAAUAAAACGAUAAUGAACGGACUGAAAAAGAGACUAGAUGACGCGAAAGGGAGAUGGGUAGAGGAGCUAGCCCAUGUCUUGUGGACAUACUGUACCACGCCUCGUAGGUCCACAGGGGAAACCCCUUUUUCAAUGACCUAUGGGGCCGAGGCUGUCAUUCCAUUGGAGGUGAACUUCCCAACCCAGAGGACCACCACCUUCUGCCCCGCUACCAAUAACAAACUUCUGGAAAAGAGCUUGGACCUCAUCGACGAGAGAAGAUGGUUCACCUAG